Messenger RNA from Arabidopsis thaliana (thale cress), 1915 nucleotides. It is a transcript of the gene CYP71B13, whose product is annotated as cytochrome P450, family 71, subfamily B, polypeptide 13. Lineage: Eukaryota; Viridiplantae; Streptophyta; Magnoliopsida; Brassicales; Brassicaceae. The record is from RefSeq and is marked reviewed. The transcript has 3 exons. Gene Ontology annotation, molecular function: heme binding; monooxygenase activity; oxidoreductase activity, acting on paired donors, with incorporation or reduction of molecular oxygen. Gene Ontology annotation, cellular component: membrane. Bases 233 to 1723 code for a protein of 496 amino acids.
AUUUAAUAAUAAUAUUUAUGAAAUGAGAUAAAUAUUUUUACUAACAACAAUUAUUUCUAACUUUAGGUAUACUUAAUAUAUAAAAUAUAUUACCAAAAUAAGGAGCUCAAAAUGUGAUGUUUUCUAGUGGACGCUUAUAUAAAUGUGCGAUUGUCACACAGUGUCAUCUCUCCCUCUCCGUCUCCCUCUUUCUAAAAUCUGCGGCACAAAGUAUAUGAAUUAAGAAAGCAACAUGAGUUUGUGGUAUAUCAUAGUUGUGUUCGUCUUCUUUGCAUCUAUAUUCAUUGCAAAGAACACAAGAAAGACAAAGAAGAAUCUACCUCCCGGACCACCAAGACUUCCUAUAAUUGGUAACUUGCACCAAUUGGGAUCAAAACCUCACCGUUCGAUGUUCAAAUUAUCUGAAAAAUAUGGACCUCUAGUGUACCUAAAGCUUGGAAAGGUACCGUCUGUUGUGGCCUCAACUCCAGAGACAGUGAAGGAUGUCUUGAAAACGUUUGACAAAGAUUGUUGUUCGCGAGCUUUUUUGACAUAUCCUGCAAGAAUUUCAUACAAUUUGAAAGAUCUUGCGUUUGCUCCCUAUAGCAAAUAUUGGAAGGCGGUACGAAAGAUGACGGUUGUCGAACUCUACACCGCGAAAAGGGUAAAAUCGUUUCGAAAUAUAAGAGAAGAAGAAGUUGCCUCCUUCGUCGAGUUCAUCAAACAUUCCGCUUCGUUGGAGGAAAUAGUUAACUUGAACCAAACGUUAGUGAAACUCUCUGGGAGUGUAAUUUGUAGAGUUGGUUUUGGAAUCAAUCUUGAAGGGAGCAAACUUGAGAAUACUUAUGAGGAAGUCAUUCAUGGAACCAUGGAGGUGCUAGGGAGUUUUGCAGCAUCAGAUUACUUCCCGGUUAUUGGUGGAAUAAUCGAUAGGAUCACGGGGUUACAUAACAAAUGUGAGAAGGUUUUUAAGGGAACAGAUUCAUUUUUCGACCAUUGUAUAAAGCAUCACCUAGAAGAUGGUGGUAGUAAAGAUGAUAUAGUUGACUUGCUGCUCAAGGUAGAAAGGGGAGAGAUUGGACUUGGAGAGUUUCAAUUUACUCGAAACCACACCAAAGGAAUUCUUCUAGACAUUCUUCUUGCUGGAGUAGACACUUCUGGCCACACAAUAACAUGGGUGAUGACACAUUUGAUUAAAAACCCAAGAGUUAUGAAGAAAGCACAAGCCGAGGUGAGAGAAGUGAUAAAAAACAAAGACAAUAUCACAGAAGAAGAUAUAGAAGGACUCGAGUAUCUGAAAAUGGUGGUUAAAGAAACAUUAAGGAUAAACCCACUUGUGCCACUUCUAACUCCAAGAGAGGCUUCAAAAGAUGUAAAGAUCGGAGGUUAUAAUAUUCCAAAGAAAACAUGGAUCCAUGUUAAUAUAUGGGCUAUUCAUAGGAAUCCAAACGUUUGGAAAGAUCCAGAAGCUUUCAUUCCCGAGAGGUUUAUGGAUAACCAGAUUGACUAUAAAGGGUUGAACUUUGAGUUGUUGCCGUUUGGUAGCGGAAGGAGAAUAUGCCCUGGUAUUGGAAUGGGUAUGGCCUUGAUACACUUGACUCUUAUCAAUCUUCUUUAUCGAUUUGAUUGGAAGCUUCCAGAAGGAAUGGAGGUUGAAGAUGUUGAUCUUGAAGAAUCAUAUGGACUUGUCUGUCCUAAGAAAGUUCCACUUGAGCUGAUCCCGGUCCUCACUCAAUGGACUUGAUUUUAUAUUAUUAUAGUUCAAGAUGUAAUAAUUUGGAAAUAUCUUAAAGUUAAAUAAACAAUCACUUGAGCUGAUCCCGGUACACUUAUUGUCACCACAUUCGAACUCGUGUUCACGAUCCUUUAGCAAGCGUUUGAGCUCACCUUUGACAUAUGCGCGUUUAAUAACAAACACACGAAUAUUCAAACGAAC